Messenger RNA from Adineta ricciae, 1017 nucleotides. The record is from the annotation of a GenBank genome assembly. NCBI's taxonomy places the organism in Eukaryota, Metazoa, Rotifera, Eurotatoria, Adinetida, Adinetidae.
AUGUCUAGUGAUAGACUAAGAGAUAAUUUUCAAGAACUUCUUCGAACGUUUCAUAAGUGGCCAACAUCAACAAUUGAAAAAAGUGUUCUCGUUCAAAUACUUCAAGAAUUUCAGCAAAACAAUCCUGAAUUAAAGAAUAUUUAUUAUGAUGUGUCUUCUCCAAUUAUAUCUCAUCAUGUUUCCAAUCAUAAGAAUAAUGAAUAUUCAUGUAUCGAUGCGUAUGAAACAUCUCUGAAUCAAUUUAGUGCUCCAACAAAUUUCACUCAGACAUCUAUACCCAAUGAAAUUCUUCAUACUAAAAAAGAACGAAGUUUAUCAUCGUCGAAUAACACUCUAGUUAAAGAAGGUGAAUUAACUGUUCGAAAAAGUUCAACGGUUCUGUCACCUUUAGUCAAAAAAGGUGGAUUUAAAACAGUUCGUGGAGAAUUGUCUUAUGCAUGUCGAGACAAGGAAAAAAUCGUUCAUUUAAGCGUUUAUCAAAAGGGGAAAAGUCAGAAUAUGAUUCAUACGUUUGUUUUAGACAAUACUUGUUCGUUCGUAUAUGGAAGUAAAAAAGAAUUUGAAUUCAAACAUAGUUCAGGUAUCGAAUAUUUUACAACUGAAACUGGCACUGCUAAUUCAUGGAUUGAUGCAUUAAGCGAAACGGUUAGCGAUCAGAGUACAGAUUUUGAAGAAAUCUACGAAAAUCCCGAUGCUUUGGAUUCAACAUCGAUACCUACGACUUUAGAGUAUCUUACUGAAACUCCUGUUCGAGUACCGCCUCGGCCAACACAAUUUUCAAGUGGCGUUCUCCCUAAGAAUAUUUAUGUUUGUCUCUAUGACUAUCAUCCAACAACUGGUGAUUCUCAUGAGCUUAGUUUCAAUCGAGGUGACCUUCUGUAUAUUAUCAAUACAGAUGGACCUAAUUUUUAUAUCGGUCGUCAAUUCACAUUUCAUUCACAAGGUCAUUUUCCGAAUCCUAUCGGUCUUGUAUUUAAAGAUUAUAUUCGAUCAGCAUAUGAGAAAGUUCAUUCGUAA